GUAGCGCUCGAAGCGCUCGGUGAGCUCCGUCGUCGCGUCGUCCAUGUUGUGCGGUCGGUGUGGUCGAGGACGCGACCAGACGCGUCGACGCGUUGUGCAUGGUUAAAGUGGUGCGCUAGUGCCAAUGGGGCUAGCGCUGGACGGCUGCAGGGACAGGGGCAGUCGGACACGAUGUGGAUCCUCCCGUGCUAUAAUUCCCACGUGCCGACGAUUCCCACGACUGCUUCAGCGCUCACCAGUCCGCCCGUGCUCGAUUCCCACGACUGCCUCCCGUCCGACCGUGUCACGACUCCGACUACUUUGGCGCUCCACACCCAGCGCCAACAUGACGACAAUGGGCCCCAUCGCCGAGCCGGCGCCGAGCAGCACGCCCGCACCGCCAGCAGCGCUCACCGCCGAACAGCAGACCAAGUACGACGAGCUCCUCGGCGCAGUGCGGGCCUGGGAGUCGCUGCCCGUCACGGCGGCAAAGGGCGCCGAGCUGACGCCCCUCGACGAUGGCGAGCGCAUGUGGCUGACCCGCGAGUGUCUGCUGCGGUACCUGCGCGCGACAAAGUGGAACCCCACACAAGCCGCGACGCGUCUCGGCGCAACGGCAGUCUGGCGGCGCGAGUUUGGCACCGAGAAGCUCUCCGCCGCGUACAUUUCGCCCGAGAACGAAAAGGGCAAGCAGGUCCAGCUCGGGUUCGACAAGGCCGGGCGGCCGUGCCUGUACCUGCUGCCGCAGAACCAGAACACCAAGCCCGGGCCGCGACAGGUCGAGCACCUGGUCUACAUGCUGGAGCGCACCAUUGACCUGCACCCGCCGGGCCAGGAGAGCCUCGCGCUGCUGAUCGACUUCCGCAACACCUCCUCGGGCGGCACGCCGGGGCUCGGCAUCGCGAAGCAGGUCCUCGACAUCCUGCAGAACCACUACCCGGAGCGCCUCGGCCGCGCCCUGCUGACCCACCUGCCGUGGUACGUCUCCAUAUUCCUCAAGGCCAUCAACCCCUUCAUCGACCCGGUCACCAAGGAGAAGAUCAAGUACAACGAGCCCCUCACCGACCACGUCCCGGCCGAGCAGCUCAUGGCCGCCUCAGGCGGCGCCGUCGACUUCAAGUACGACCACGACGUCUACUGGCCUGCGCUGGAGAAGCUGGCCGCCGACCGCCGCGCGAGGAGGGUCGGGCGUUGGGAGCAGGCCGGCAAGCUAGUAGGCGAGAGCGAGGUGUACCUCUGGGGCGGCGACGAGCAGAGUGUUGGUGCAGCCACCCCUGCUGUUGGUGCAGCCACCUCUGCUGUUGGUGCAGCCACCUCUGCUGUUGGUGCAGCCACCCCUGCUGUUGGUGCAGCCACCCCUGCUGUCGGUGCAGCCACCUCUGCUGUUGCUGAGGAGCAGAGUGAGGCAGUCAAGGCGCCGCAGCCGACCGGCACAGCUGCUGCUGUUGAUGGGGAGCAGAGCGUCGGUGCAGCUGCCGCCGUUGGCUCGGAGCAGAGCGUCGGUGCAGCUGCCGCGCCGCAGCCAACCACCACAGCGACCGCUGCCGUCGACGAAACCGCGCCGCUCAGCGACUCAGCAGCCGUUCCGCCGCCGGUGCACGCACCCAGCGCAAGCGGCGACGCAGCACUAGCCGCCGACGUCGCGAAGCUGCAAGUCAAGGACGCCGAGGCUCCCACGCCUGCCGUUCAACCUGCAGUCUGAUUCCUUACAUGGCAUUUGAAUACUAAGCGAUUGCAUCAUAGAUAGACAUGGAUGUAAGAUAUAUGAAUCCUUGCCCGCAGGCUGAAGACUGCCCGAGAAAGAAAGAAAGAAAUGAAGUAGUCUACGCACUCCCUCGUGCACAGCUCCACACCCCGACGCGUGAAUUGACAACAGGAACGUCUCUGCGCGGAUACUCCAGAAUGCGGCGGCGAAUGCGAAUGCGGCGGCGAAUGCGAAUGCGGUGGCGAAUGCGAAUGCG
Messenger RNA from Didymella exigua CBS 183.55, 1940 nucleotides. Its product is annotated as CRAL/TRIO domain-containing protein. The record is from RefSeq and is a predicted model, not a curated record. Lineage: Eukaryota; Fungi; Ascomycota; Dothideomycetes; Pleosporales; Didymellaceae. Gene Ontology annotation, molecular function: phosphatidylinositol transfer activity. The transcript has a single exon. The coding region runs from base 326 to 1681 and encodes 451 amino acids.